Messenger RNA from Paramecium sonneborni, 438 nucleotides. Lineage: Eukaryota; Ciliophora; Oligohymenophorea; Peniculida; Parameciidae. The record is from the annotation of a GenBank genome assembly.
AUGAGUCUUCAUAAUUAUUUUAAUUUUUUUUCUUUUUCAAAAUGCAUAAACAGCGUCGUUUAUCUCCAGCCCUCUCAAAUCAAUGCCCAAUAUCUGUUAUUCACUAUUUAUUUGCUUAUAGAAUAGUAAUCUAAUCGUAUGCAGUUUCUUCAACCAUAAUAUGUAGUUCCUUAGCAGCCAUAAUAAUAUUGCUAAUAGCCAAUCGUUCUUAAAACUGAAGAAUUGAGACCUAUUAUUCAAUAACAUCAUUAAUAUAGAGAAAAAGAUAAAGAAAAUUUAAAUCCAAAAUCAUUCUAAUCUGGCAGACUUAUAAGUUAACAUGAUACUCCCUAACAUUCAUAAAGAUCAUUAUAAUAAAUCCCUGUUGGAGCAUUCCAAUCUCAAACAUCUAAUGAAGCCUAAAUUAACAAUUAAGAGAAGAAUGUUAAAGAUGUUUGA